Messenger RNA from Pterocles gutturalis (yellow-throated sandgrouse), 714 nucleotides. It is a transcript of the gene TMEM154, whose product is annotated as transmembrane protein 154. The record is from RefSeq and is a predicted model, not a curated record. The transcript has 6 exons. The annotation marks the transcript as partial. NCBI's taxonomy places the organism in Eukaryota, Metazoa, Chordata, Aves, Pterocliformes, Pteroclidae.
AUGCGAAAGCAAAACCUCCUUGAGCUGCUUUCUGCCCUGUUACUCGCCAGAGGAUCUGCCGGGAACGGUUCUGAAAAUGAAGCUUCAGGAGAUGGAUCAUUACUAUUAUCCACUGUUACAGUAACACCUCCUCCUGCUACGCAUUUUUCAACUGCAGAUGACCACAAACCAGUACUUGUCACUGCAAGUGCUACUGAAAGCAGUUUUGAAACAAAAAGUACUCCGAGUACUGAAUUGGAUGCCACGAACGAUCAGGAGAGCCUAGAAGCGACAGAACAGUCUAUCUUGAUAUAUGUCGUCCCUGCUGUCCUAACGGUCCUGCUGAUUUUGCUGAUCAUAUUUUUCAUAAUACAUCGUAAAAGGAAAAAGUCUAAGCAAGAUGAGCUGGGAAGCGAAAACGUGAAAAGUCCUAUUUUUGAAGAAGACACGCCCUCUGUGAUGGAGAUAGAAAUGGAAGAGCUUGAUAAAUGGAUGAACAGCAUGAACAAAAACGCGGACUGUGAAUGUUUGCCUACUGUAAGAGAAGAAGAAAAAGAAUCGAUUGCCAACCCAAGGAUUUUGGCCAGAAACAGGACCCUCAAACUCCUGUUUUCCCUAAUAAAAAACUCUGGAUCCAGCUGGAAGCGAGGGGCUGUGCAUCAUCCUUGCCUGCACACUUGUGUUGCAGCUGCAUUUUGGGGAGUGGGCAAGGCAGCUCCUCUGCGCCAGAUUACG